UCCUUGUAAAUCUCCCCUUUAAAACGAGGAAAUCGACAAUUUCACAACUCCACUACCUACUGUUCGUCCACAGUGAAUUUCGUGUCGCGAAACCCUCAACCAAAAUGGAAGAACUCAGUGAAUUUGCCGGAAAAUUCUCGUCUGAAAACAACAUCAAGAACUACGAUAUCAACAUAGAGGGCGCUGUGGCAAAGGGUGAAAAUUACCUGGGCGAAGUGGUCUUUUUCAACAUAACCCCGAAAGAUUCGUCGAAACCGUUCCAUUUCAUAAGGAAAAAAUCAAAGUGUCCGAAGGACACCAAGGAGAAAGCAGCCAUAAGAAUCGCCUCGCAAAGGGAAUUCUACGUGUACCAAACGGUUUUCCCAGAAAUGAAGGACUUCUUGAAGAGACACAAGACCAACUCCACCAUGAAUAUCUUACCAGAAGUGUACUGGGUGCAAGAGGAGGAGAACCAGAGGAUGAUGAUACUGGAAAAUAUGAAAUAUUCCGGAUACCGGAUGCUGGACAAAAAAUUACAGAUGAAUCACGAAAAAGUCACCCUGGUCCUCGAAACUUACGCAAAAUUCCACUCGAUUUCCUUCGCGAUGAAAGAAUUAGAACCAGAGAAAUUCAAGAGGUUAACAUCUAGUAUGGACGACGUGUGGUGCCAUUUUAAGUCAGUUUUUGACGCCGAGAAUUAUUUUGGUCCACUUCUCAGGGACGUUUUGAAGAAGCUGAGAGAAAAUGGUAGAACUGAUUUGGCACUCAAGUAUAAACCGAUUGAAGAUGACGUGGAGAAUGUUGUGUACAUAGAUGUGGACCCAGAAGAUCGUAUGGUGGUUUGUCAUGGAGAUUCUUGGAAUAACAACAUGCUGUUCAAAAACGAUGAAGAAGGAAAUCCCCAAUCGGUAUGCCUUAUAGAUUUCCAAAUAUCAAGUUUGAGCACUCCAGUCUUAGACCUCUGCCAAUUCCUGCUCAGCGCUGGGGACAAGGAAGUCUUGAACAACGUCGAAGACUACCUGAAGCUUUACCAUCAAUUCCUAUCGGACACUCUCAAAAAUUACGAGAUUGACGUCUCUAACUUAUUCUCCCUAGAGAAACUCAUGAAUCAAUGGAAAAAAUACGCUAAUACCGGUUUGGUGAUUGCAAUUUCCACUAUUCAAGUUUCUCUGUCAGAAGGUGAAGAAAUGCCGGAAGAUAUGAACUUGCUGACUUACACCGAUUCUUCAGAAAUGAAGAAUUGCGACUUGUUCGACAGGAGGGUUUUGGAUCUCUUGAUAAGUUUCGGAGAGAAAUAUCUGUAGGACUCUAGAGUUGCAUCCCAAAGUAUCACAAACAAGAACAGUCCAAAUUGUGUGUUUUACUUGAGCUUCUUUAAUAGGUGCUUAAUUUAAGAGGAAGAUGUUCGCCUUGGUAAAAAAAUUCGUGGUGUCAUCUAAUGAGAUUUUGAUCACAUGUUAUUAAAUCGUUAAGGAAUAAAAA
Molecule: messenger RNA, 1461 nt
Organism: Coccinella septempunctata (seven-spotted ladybird)
Lineage: Eukaryota; Metazoa; Arthropoda; Insecta; Coleoptera; Coccinellidae
Exons: 2
Coding region: 105-1283 (392 amino acids)
Source: RefSeq, a predicted model, not a curated record